Molecule: messenger RNA, 849 nt
Organism: Rotaria sp. Silwood1
Lineage: Eukaryota; Metazoa; Rotifera; Eurotatoria; Philodinida; Philodinidae
Source: the annotation of a GenBank genome assembly
AUGGUAGAAGUUAUAAAUGGUGAUGAAUUUACUGUAAAGUCUUCAUCAUUUUUAGCUGUUAUCAUAAAUGAUAUUUCUGUCUCACCGCCUCGGUGUCGUCUUCGUCGUAAUCAUAAACAAUCAACAGAAAAUAGUCAUGAUGCUGAAACAUUGACAUCACUUCAUGAUCAUGCAUCAUCAAUUGAUAGAACAAGUUCAAAUGAAGUCAUUGAAGAUGUUGAUUUACUAAACAUCAAUGCAGAUAAUAUAUCAUCAUAUACAGAAGAAAAUAGAGAUAAAACAAUUAUUAAAAUAACAACAAUAAUUAAUGAUUCAUUUGUUGAUCAUCAAUUGAAGCCAAUCAGUGAUAAUCAAUGUUUCAAUGAUAUUGUACCAUUUAAUGACUUAUCCAAUAACGUUUUAUCACAUAAUCAUCUUCAAUACAAUAUUGAUAAUUUGACAAUUAAAGAUCUUGCAUCAGAUAGUAAUCAAUUAAAAGAUAUUAAUAUUUUAUCAAUUAAUGGCUGUUCAUCUAAUGAUCGUUCAUUAUUAGAUGAUAAUGUUGUCGAAUCUCAUGAUGAUACAGAAAAUGAAAAUAGUUUGACAUUACCUAGUCUUAUAAUGAAAUUACGAAAAGAGAGAAAUCAAGUAGAACAAAAGCUUGAUUCUCAAAUUGAACAAGCUGUUGCUGAAUUAAAAAAAGUCAGUAAUAAACUUAAUGAGUUAAUUCAAACAAAAAAAAAGAAAAAUGAAGAAUAUACGAAUAAAAUCAAUGAAUUAACACAACGGGAAAAAUUAUGUGCCUAUGAAUUAAAUAAAACACAAGUAAAACAAAUACAAAAUCAUAAGUUUAUUGCUAAUGAUAAAUAA